Messenger RNA from Ruditapes philippinarum (Manila clam), 2152 nucleotides. RefSeq names its product semaphorin-5A-like. NCBI's taxonomy places the organism in Eukaryota, Metazoa, Mollusca, Bivalvia, Venerida, Veneridae. The transcript is spliced from 10 exons. Bases 90 to 1292 code for a protein of 400 amino acids. Gene Ontology annotation, molecular function: protein binding. The record is from RefSeq and is a predicted model, not a curated record.
AUUUGGAACAUCUACCUAAGAUUGCUAAGUUUCCUUUGACUUGUGAUUAGAAAAAGAAAUAGGGUCAUCCUCUCGCAAUCAGUAAAAUUAUGUUUUUUCACUUGACACUGUUUAUUUUGGCUUUCUUGGCUACAGAAACAGAAACAGCUUCUCACGAAUGUUACACAUGUAAAAAUAUUGACGAUCCUGAUGAUUGUCAUAACAUUACAGAAAGCGGUAACCAACAGUCCUGCUUUGCUAAAGUGGACAUCAAGGGGCGAUCUAGGUCGUUUACAUUAGGAAUCACAGAUGAUGAGAAUUGUGGUACGAUUCCAAUUUACAAUGUAACAAAAAUGAAAAGAGAUGUGGAGGAGCAAUGUUUCGAGUGUUGUAGUAGAGACAAAUGUAACAAUCAGUUAUGUCAGCACCGAAAGCCCUCAAAAUGUAUCGACGACGUCAAAAUUGACUGUGCACAUGUGAAUGCGAUGUUUAACAUUUGCGGAAAAGUGCACCAGGCGAAGACUAUGUGUCCUAGGUUUUGUCGUCUGUGCUCAUUAGUUGACGGAAACUGGGCAGAUUGGACUGAAUGGUCUGCGUGUGACGUCACAUGUGACGUUGGCAUACACAUCAGAAAGCGCACGUGCACUAACCCUGCUCCCGCGUAUCAAGGUCUGGUGUGUGUAGGAAAUGACACUGAAACAAAACGCUGCAAUAAUAUGUUGUGUCCAGUAAAUGGUGGUUGGUCUGACUGGUCGGAUUGGGGAGAAUGUUCUGUGACAUGUGACACCGGUCUGAAGAAGAGAAACCGUUCAUGUUCCAAUCCGUAUCCGAAGAGAACCGGCGUUCAUUGCUUUGGCGAAUCAUUAGAUGUUGAAAUAUGUAAACAAAAAGCUUGCAGUGAUUUAUCCACUAUGGUCGCUUUCAGGUCAGAUACAGUGACUGACUUGUCUUUAACGGACAACAAAAUAAUUGUAUUCUCACAUAACACACUCAACAUUGGUGGCGCAUAUAACAACAAGACUGGUAUCUUUAAGGCAUCUGUACCAGGACUCUACCAGUUUGCAGCUCAGAUAUGUUUGCCUCCAGGUUCUCAAACGUAUUUUGGUAUCGUGAAUGAGAUCAUUCUCACGAAGGUUUUAAUCGGGGACCCUUCUUGGACCAAAUGUUACACGUUUGAUGCUCUGACAUUUGUAGAUCUGGCAAAUCAAGUAUCCGUCAAAUGCAUAGGGUCGUGCAGCGGUGAUAAAUUAAGCAAGAAUCAUCUCAUGCAAAGCAGUUUUUCGGGGUUUCUUGUCAAAGCAAAUAUGCAAUAAUAUCUCAAUUACUCUUUCAUUGCUCAAACGAUUUUAACAAGUCAAGACUGCAGAGACAAAAUCAAUAAUAUUACAAAAACCACUUCGUUGAUGACAUUUUUAUAACUAUACAGAUAUCAUUAAAAUGAAGAUAUCCACAGAACGUUUUGGCAAUAAAACAUUUUGGAGUAUUUAUGAUUAAAGUGAUAUAUAGAUAUGGGUGGCAUAAGGAAAAAAUGCACCACUUCAAUUAUUUUUAACAUCAUUAUUAUUAAUCCAAAACCGACAGUUGUCAAGCUUAAGUGUAUUAAAAUGUUUUUAAGUGUUUAUUCUUAUAUAUAUGUAUGUCAUUUAAUGAUUAUAAUUCACAUAAACUUAACUAUACAACACUCCUCGCACCACGGGUUUCUGGAUUGCCGGUCCAGUAUGUUUAACACUACACCACAGUGGCCGAGUCAUGCGCUUUAAAAUGAUGUCAUUUCGACGCCUUUGAUAAAUAAGUCGUGUGCUUGGAUGACGUCAUAUCACAGGUAAUGGUGCACGAAUCUUAUAUAAAAUUAUGAUGAGUCAAAACCACGGCUGACAUAACCCCAAUAAAUCAUGCUUAAACAAAACAUUUACAUUUUCUAUAAUUUUAUUUUAUGUUUACCGUAUAUCUUUUAUGCAUAAUGCGUUUUACAAAUGUAUUUACUAAACUACAUGUCUUUUUUAAAGGGAUAAGCAUCUUCUGCUUUAUAUUCAUUGAUCACUUUAAUCUUUUCAAAUACGUAGUAUGAGAAUAAUUAAUGUAUGAUGUAACAUUAAACUGUUGUAAGCGAAUUUAGUUUUUCUUGCAAAAAGAUUGAUGAAGAAAUAUCAGUUGUGUUUAUUUAUCUAUUUAU